AUGGCGAGCGUUGCAUUGAUUGGAGGCACUGGCAUGGUGGGGAGCCAUAUCCUCACUAGUCUUCUUGCAAACCCUGCCGUCGCUCGAGUGGACACCAUCUCGCGUCGGACUCCCCAGGCUGCUUCCGCCGCGCAAGCGAAGCUGACGACAUUUGUCAACGAUGAUACAUCGCGUUGGGCUAGCCAGCUGUCCUCGCUCACUCCCACACCCUCAAUCUUCAUUUCUUCCUUCGCAACCACUCGUGGCGCGGCGGGUGGGUUUGAAAACCAGUAUAAGAUUGAACAUGGCUUGAACAUUGAGAUGGCACGGGCAGCACGCGACGCAGGAACCAAGGUCUACGUCCUGAUCUCGUCGAGUGGUGCUAGCAAGGCCUCCUCCAUCCCGUACACCCGCAUGAAAGGUGAAAUCGAAGAAGACAUCAAGGAGAUGGGCUUUGACAAGACGGUCAUCCUGCGCCCGGGCCUGAUUGCCGGCACGAGAGAAGAGAGUCGUCCCUUAGAAGCUGCGAUCCGUUACGUUGCCUCUUUUGCGGGCAAAGUGCACUCUAGUCUCAAGAACGGUUGGGCUCAGGAAGCGGAUGACAUUGCCAGAGCUGCGGUGAGUGCCGGUCUGAAGGCGUUGGAAGGUGAUGUUCCCACUGGUAGUGAAAAGGUCUGGGAGUUGAGCGGCAGCGACAUUCUACGGCUCGCAAAGGAGUCCACGAACUAA
Messenger RNA from Aspergillus affinis, 708 nucleotides. RefSeq lists its product as uncharacterized. Gene Ontology annotation, biological process: import into nucleus. Lineage: Eukaryota; Fungi; Ascomycota; Eurotiomycetes; Eurotiales; Aspergillaceae. Gene Ontology annotation, cellular component: cytoplasm. The record is from RefSeq and is a predicted model, not a curated record. The coding region runs from base 1 to 708 and encodes 235 amino acids. The transcript is spliced from 2 exons.